GGCCCGCCGCAGCAGAGCCAGAGAGCUUCCUUUGGUGCAGCUUUUCCAAAUGGCCUCGAACGUCAUGGAGAGCAAGGGCGAGAUCAUCCGCGAAGGCGAGCUGGAGAAGCGGAGCGACAGCCUCUUCCAGGUCUGGAAGAAGAAGCGCGCGGUGCUCACCGCCGACCGCCUGCGCCUCUUCGGGAGCGGCGAUCGCGUCAAGGAGCUGUACUUCCACUCCAUCCUCAAGGUGGACUGCGUGGAGCACACCUCCAAGUACGUGUACUUCACCAUCGUCACCAACCACUACAAGGAGAUCGACUUCCGAUGCACGAGCGAGAGCUGCUGGAACGCCGCCAUCACCAUGGCGCUGAUCGACUUCCAGAACCGUCGGGCUCUGGAAGAGGUCCGCCGCCACCGCUUUUACCGCUCCGCGUGUGCCGCGUACCCGGACCCCCGUGAUGAGUACACCCGGGAUCCGUGAGACGCACGGGACCUGUUGAGCCGGGAACCAGCCCACGCGGCUGCGUCAGACAGGAGAGCCCAGGACGCGGCCGCUCUUCACUGAAGAUAUUCCCGUGCUCGCUGAGCUUCGCCCUGCUGUGCGGGCGCGCUAACUUAUUGGACUGUUUUUAUACCGAUGGUCACUAUUCCCAACCCACCAUUCCGUCUUAAUAUUUUUAUACCAUGUUUUCAUUCCAAAUAAACAAUGCCAUAUUUUUCUAACAA
Molecule: messenger RNA, 708 nt
Organism: Psammomys obesus (fat sand rat)
Lineage: Eukaryota; Metazoa; Chordata; Mammalia; Rodentia; Muridae
Gene: Phlda2
Product: pleckstrin homology like domain family A member 2
Exons: 2
Coding region: 50-463 (137 amino acids)
Biological process (GO): placenta development; positive regulation of apoptotic process
Molecular function (GO): phosphatidylinositol phosphate binding
Source: RefSeq, a predicted model, not a curated record